Messenger RNA from Anopheles coustani, 1389 nucleotides. It is a transcript of the gene Or83a, whose product is annotated as odorant receptor 83a. Gene Ontology annotation, molecular function: odorant binding; olfactory receptor activity. The record is from RefSeq and is a predicted model, not a curated record. Gene Ontology annotation, biological process: sensory perception of smell; detection of chemical stimulus involved in sensory perception of smell. Gene Ontology annotation, cellular component: plasma membrane. Bases 1 to 1389 code for a protein of 462 amino acids. Lineage: Eukaryota; Metazoa; Arthropoda; Insecta; Diptera; Culicidae. The transcript is spliced from 5 exons.
AUGUUGAAGACGCACGCCGAGGACGAUCGAACGAUUUCGCUGAACUUUCGGUUGCUCGAGCUGCUGCUGCGUUUUGUCGGCGUGUGGCCAACGGACUAUAGGCCGUACCUGGCGAGGUUCUUGGGAUGGCGUUCCGGCGCCGUCUCGUACGUGCUGGACGCGGUGUAUCAACUGUUCUGGCUCUUCGUCUGCCUGCACAUCGCAGCGUUUCAUAUCGUGACGAUCGUGACCGCCGAGCUGAAAUACGAUGAGCUGUUUUUGAUCCUGAUCACCACCAGCAUCUACUGCAUUCUGCCUGCGCUCAACGUGUACCUGCGGCUGUAUGAGGGUAAGGUGCGUCAGCUGUACGAGUACGCGAACCGGCUGUUCCGAAAACGAUCGGCAGUGGGGACGUACUAUCUCUCGAUCAGCUCCUGCUACCGGUUCGCCAACCGGUGCAUCUUCUGGUGGAUCGUCACCUGCGUGCUGGGUACGAUGCAUUGGGCGAUCUACCCGAUCCUCUCCCAGGAGCGGACAUUGCCCUUUCCCUGCUGGUACCCGGUCGAUGUGCAACGCUCGCCGAUGUACGAGCUGGCGUACAUCUUGCAGGUGCUCGGACAGCUCCAGGUCGGUCUCGUCUACGGUCUCGCCGGGGCCCUCUUCAUGGUGUUUGUGUUUAUGGUGAGCAGCCAGUUCGAUAUGCUGUGCUGCAGUCUGAUGAACAUCCGCCACACGGCCAUGCUGCUUAACGGGACGUACCGGGUGAAGCUAAGCGCAUGCCAGCAAAAUCUCGAGGUGGACACGAGUGUGUACUUCCUGCAGGAGGCAUUCCGCGAAGAUCUGGACUCCGUCGAACCGUUCCGCGGUCCACUGAAGAGCGAUCGUCUGCCCGUUUCGCAAAUGUACCUGAUGGAACUGUCGGCGGAGCUAACGUACGUGCUUGAGGACUGCAUCCGGCAUCAUCUGGUACUGCUGAGGUUUUGCGACCUGCUGGAGGGCUGCUACCACCCGUACGUGCUGCUGAAGCUAUUCCAAAUCCUACUUCUGCUCUGCUUUCUUGCCUUCAUGGCGACUUCGCAGGAAAGUUUGUCGACAAUGAAAUUAAUUAACGUGCUCGAGUACUUCAUGCUCACGAUGACGGAACUGUAUCUCUACUGCUUUCUCGGGCAAAUCCUGAAGACCCAGGGUCUGAAGGUUGGCGACGCCCUGUGGAAAUCGCCCUGGCACCUGUGCGGCGCCUCAUACCGCCGGCGGAUGCUGAUCAUUCUGAUGAACGCCCAGCGACCGGUUCGCUUGACUGGCUUGAAGCUGUACGAGCUGAACCUGGAAACGUACUACACGGUUCUGAAGGCGGCCUUCUCUUACUACACCAUUCUCGUGGACGGGAAUGAUCAUAAAAUGUUAUCUUGA